AUGAAAUAUUUCAUCAUUAAUUUUGUUUCCGGCACUCUCUCAAGCUGCAUUCAUACCUUGAUUGGAUAUCCCUUGGAUUUUAUCAAAACCAGAAUUCAAAUACAACACAAGAAGCAAAGCAUGAUAAAAGCAGGAAUUCAAAUUAUUAGAGAUGAAGGAGUGAAGGCUUUGUACAGAGGGGUAUCAAUACAGCUUCUAAAUUCUGUUUGCGCUGGAUCAAUAUAUUUUCCUACCUAUGAACAUAUGAGAAAGUGGUUUGCUAGAAUGGAUAAUUUAAAUGAACACAGCUAUUUACCAUUUUAACAAACAUUUUUAGCCGGAAGUAUGGCAGGUAUUGCUAGCAAUAUAUUUGCAUGUCCAUUAGAAUAUGGCAAAAUUUUAUCCCAAAAAACAAAAAUAAAAAAAAUGGAGUAGACUGAUGGUCCAAUUCAUAAAUUGUAUCAGAUAUUGAAAACUUAAGGCUUUUUUCACAUUUAUAAAGGACUCAGAUUAUAAUUAAUGAGAGAUUCAAUUGGAUGUGGAUUAUAUUUUGUAUCUCAUGCCAAGACCUUAUAAUACUUUACUCCUCAAGGAAGGGAUAGAACAGAAGCUUCAUAAUUUGGAAUUUUAAUGGCCAGCAUGUCAGCAGCCGCUAGCUUUUGGAGUAUCAGUUAUCCCAUUGACAUCGUUAAGACAAGAUAUCAAGUAUUAAAUGAAAGCACUACUAGUAUCAUUAAGUAAAUCUAUUCUGAGGGAGGAGCUUUGGCAUUCUACAAAGGAUUCUAAGUAACCGUGAUAAGAAGUGUUGUUGUAAAUAUUUUUUCUUUAUGCACCUACGAAAAUCUAAGGAGAGUUGGGUUUAAGUAUUUUUGA
This is a messenger RNA of Paramecium tetraurelia, 852 nucleotides long. RefSeq lists its product as uncharacterized. Lineage: Eukaryota; Ciliophora; Oligohymenophorea; Peniculida; Parameciidae. The transcript has 6 exons. Gene Ontology annotation, biological process: carnitine transmembrane transport; mitochondrial transport. The record is from RefSeq and is a predicted model, not a curated record. Gene Ontology annotation, molecular function: O-acyl-L-carnitine transmembrane transporter activity. Gene Ontology annotation, cellular component: mitochondrial envelope.